Molecule: messenger RNA, 1184 nt
Organism: Rotaria sordida
Lineage: Eukaryota; Metazoa; Rotifera; Eurotatoria; Philodinida; Philodinidae
Source: the annotation of a GenBank genome assembly
AUGAUCAACUCUUGUAUUGGAUUAAAUGAUUUACCUGAUGAAAUUCUUAUGAUUAUUUUCAAAAAACUCAACAAUAUUGAUAUACUUUAUUCUUUCUACGAUGCCAAUCAGCGACUAAAUAAAAUUAUUCACGAUCCAAUUUUUACAAGUCGUUUGACUUUUGUCGAAUGGUCAUUAGAUAAUUUUAUUGAUUUAUUAUCUUGUAAAACGAUACUUAAUCGAUUUUGUUUUCGAAUUUUACCUGAAAUUCAUAAUAAAAUCAAAUGGCUUGGUCUUGAAUCAUCAUCUAUGAAACAUGUUUUACGUGCUGCUCAUUAUCCGAAUUUAGAUAGUCUUGGCCUUUAUAAUAUUGAUGAAGAAUCAAUUCGAUGUCUUUUUACUGAUGAAACUCUUUCAUCUAGUAUUUUCAAAAAUCAAAUUACAACACUUGUAAUUACAAUAAAUAAAAAUGAUGAUUAUUUAGAAAUGCUAUCAUCGGUGGUUAAUAUAUAUGAUUACAUCUUCAGUGUUUUUACCCAUCUGAUUGUUGUCGCGUUAUAUGAAUCAUCAUAUAAAGAUUGUGUUCGGUUAAGUUUUAACGAUUCAUUACAUCCUAAUAUUCGUUCUUCAACUCUUUUGAAAUUGAAUAUCAAAGUACAAUGUUUUAAUGAUUGUCUUUAUCUUCUUGAUGGUCGUUUUAAUCAACUUCAUACAUUCUAUGUUGAUUUGGUUCGUAUUCGUAUUCCACAUGAAGUGGAAAAUCAAGGCGAUUUACCAAAUCUAAAGUGUUUUUCUUUGUCUUCUAAUUAUGAAACACUUGAUUAUGAUGAAUUAAUUCUACCACUUCUCAAUCGAAUGUCAAAUCUAGAACAACUCGGUUUGUAUCUUCUUGUUUAUGUCAAAGAAACAUUUAUUGAUGGAAACCAUUUGAAAAAAAAGAUUAUUAAUCGUAUGCCAAGAUUAAAUCAAUUCACAUUUUAUAUUCGGUCAUCUAUGUAUACUGGUAAUAAAUUCAAUUUGCCAUCAACAGAAGAUAUUCAACGCACAUUUAUUGACUUUCGAAAUAAUAAAAUUAUUUCUUAUGUUAAUUAUUUUCUAGAGGCAAAAAGAAGUCAAUGUCAUAUAUAUUCAUUUCCACCUCUAAUGGAAUAUUACGGCGAUAUUACAAAUGAUUUUCCAGGUGGAUUAUUCGAAUAUGUUCGUGU